AUGGGAUUGCUUUCCAAUAAGAUUGAGAGGGAACAACUGAAUCCUGGCGAUCACAUUUACUCUUGGAGACAUGUUUACAUCUAUGCACAUCACGGAAUAUAUGUUGGUGAGGGAAUGGUGAUUCAUUUCACCAGGAGAGCAGGCCAAGAAAUUGGAACAGGAACUGUCUUGGACCAUCUCCUUAUAAGUUCACCUCCCUCUCAUGCUAUUGACACUCCUUGCCCAAGAUGUGGUGACCAAACAAGGAAUGAUGGUGUAAUCUCUUCCUGCUUGGAUUGUUUUCUUUCUGGGGGUGAUUUAUAUCUCUUUGAGUAUGGUGUCUCACCUGCAUUUUUUCUAGCCAAAGCUCGAGGAGGUACAUGCACUCUUGCCUCUUCUGACCCAACUGAACAUGUCCUUCACCGUGCUUUGUUUCUUCUUGAGAAUGGAUUUGGUAGCUACAAUGUCUUCAAGAAUAACUGUGAAGACUUUGCAAUUUACUGCAAAACAGGUCUGCUUUUACUCACAAGCAUCAAUGUAGGCCGGAGUGGCCAAGCGGCAUCUUGCCUUGCUGCUGCUAGUGCUAUAGUUUCUUCACCACUUCGAUUUAUGACCACUAGUUUUAGUGGUCUCUCAUUGGUUGGUUGUGGCAUGUACUGUGUUAGCAGAUUGGUUUCUGAUGUUGGAGUACGCAGUGAUGUUACUAAAGUUCCAGUUGAGAAGAUAGCUGAGAUUGCCAAGGAAGACUAACAGGGUUGCACAAU
Molecule: messenger RNA, 743 nt
Organism: Gastrolobium bilobum
Lineage: Eukaryota; Viridiplantae; Streptophyta; Magnoliopsida; Fabales; Fabaceae
Product: protein LEAD-SENSITIVE 1-like
Exons: 2
Coding region: 1-729 (242 amino acids)
Source: RefSeq, a predicted model, not a curated record